AUGACAAGUAACAAUACAAAUGAAUCUAUUCCUGAAGAAGUGAAUGUGCAAGUUACAACUACAACUCCAUCAAUUUCUUCAAGUCAACCAAUUGAAAGUAACAAUUCUGAAGAAGUCAAUAGGGUUGAUAAUGAUUCAAUCUUAACAAAAAAGCGGAAAAAAACAUCUCCGGUAUGGAAUGAUUUUGAAGAAAUUGAACUUGCUAAUGGUACAAAGAAAGCAGUGUGUUUGUAUUGUAAGGAAAAAUACUCUACUGGUGGAAAGGGUGCAAGCACUAGCCAUCUUAAGAGGCACUCAGAGAUUUGCCUGCAACGGAAGUUGCAUAUCUCUCGAGAAAAUAAACAAACAACGAUACAAUUUCGGCCGCCUAGUGAAUGUGGUGGUAAUCCCUUUAUUGUUCCUAAUGCUAAAUACUCCAAUGAAAAGAUGAGAGAGAUUAUUGCUAGUGGAAUUAUGGUGCAUGAGCGACCAUUUAGCAUCGUAGAGGAUGACAUGUUCAUGUGGGCUUUUGAAUAUGCAAAUCCAAAUUUUAGAAGAGUCAGUCGUAAAACAACAAGAAGUGAUUGUUUGCAAUUGUAUGAAGCUGAAAAGAAUACUUUGAAAAGGAUUUUGAAUAAUGUGAGUAAGGUUAGCAUUACAACAGACAUGUGGAAGUCAAGUCACCAAGUAGUUGAGUACAUGGUUGUGACAGGUCAUUUUGUUGAUGCAAGUUGGAACCUUCAGAAGAGAGUUUUGAAUUUUGUCAAAGUGCCUCCUCCUCGACGAGGAACAGAUAUAGCAAAUGCUAUUUUCAAGUGUUUGAGAGGAUGGGGCAUUGAGAAUAAAAUAUUCUCAGUAACUGUUGACAAUGCAUCUUACAAUGACUCUUGUGUUAGAAGUUUGAAAGAAAACAUGUCAUUGAGCAGUAAGUUAGUACUUGAUGGUCAACUUUUUCAUAUGCAAGGCUAA
Molecule: messenger RNA, 948 nt
Organism: Ipomoea nil (Japanese morning glory)
Lineage: Eukaryota; Viridiplantae; Streptophyta; Magnoliopsida; Solanales; Convolvulaceae
Product: zinc finger BED domain-containing protein DAYSLEEPER-like
Exons: 2
Coding region: 1-948 (315 amino acids)
Molecular function (GO): DNA binding
Source: RefSeq, a predicted model, not a curated record